Molecule: messenger RNA, 1695 nt
Organism: Talaromyces rugulosus
Lineage: Eukaryota; Fungi; Ascomycota; Eurotiomycetes; Eurotiales; Trichocomaceae
Exons: 4
Coding region: 1-1695 (564 amino acids)
Molecular function (GO): oxidoreductase activity; FAD binding
Source: RefSeq, a predicted model, not a curated record
AUGCUUUUUUUGGGGGCGAUUGUUUGCUCCCUUUUGCUGGGUGUUUUCCCUGCCAAGUCCUCGGCGUCAUCUUUUCAAUGCCGCUGCUUUCCUGGUGAUGCAUGCUGGCCGUCGAGCGCUGCGUGGUCGGACUUUAACAAUUCUGUCGAUGGAACGCUGAUCGCGACCGUUCCUUUGGGAGCACCUUGCCAUGCACCUGAGUAUGACGCCGCGGUGUGCGAUGUUCUUCGCGACGGAUGGCUUUUACCAGAAGAACAUUAUGACUCUUCUUCGUCUAUUAUGGCUCCAUGGUUUGCCAAUGAGACCUGCGAUCCUUUCCAUCCAGUCUCGCAGCCUUGCACUCUAGGUAAUUACGUAACCUAUUCGGUCAAUGUCUCAAAGCCAGAACAUGUUUCCAAAACGCUUGCCUUUGCAAAAGAGAACAAUAUCCGCGUCGUUAUUCGUAACACCGGCCACGACUAUAAUGGGAAAUCCACCGGUGCCGGCGCCAUCGCCAUCUGGACGCAUAACCUGAAAGACAGGCAUAUCAUCAACUACAAUAGUUCUUAUUACCAAGGCAAAGCAAUCAAACUUGGUGCUGGCGUUCAAGGAAUCGAAGCAUACGAGCUAGCCGACGUGAACAAUCUCCAGGUUGUCGGUGGAGAAUGCCCAACUGUCGGUAUCGCUGGCGGUUACUCUCAAGGCGGUGGACACUCUGCUCUUGCUUCGCGAUACGGAUUGGGUGCUGAUCAGGUACUUGAAUGGGAGGUCAUCGACGGUACGGGACAGUACAGAGUUGCCAAUCGAGACCAGAACUCGGACUUGUAUUGGGCGCUCUCUGGCGGUGGAGGUGGUACAUUCGGUGUUGUUUGGUCCAUGACAUCCAAAGCCCACACAGGAACGCCGGUAUCUGGCCUAAAUUUGACUUUCACCAAUGAGGGGAUCUCGCAAGAUACUUUCUACAAAGCCGUUGGUUCAUAUCAUGCUAAACUUGCACCGGUUGUUGAUGCUGGCGCGAUGAGCGUCUGGUAUUUUACAAAUACGAGCUUUUCAAUCUCGCCACUCACCGGACCAAAUAUCCCCAUCGACGACCUAAAAAGUCUCGUUAAGCCAUUUACCGACUCUCUCACCGAGCUUGGCGUCAAAUACACUACAUACUCUCAGCAAUUUGACACUUACUUGGACGAGUUCAAUGGCAUGCAGAGUGCAAUCGAAGUUGGCAUUGCUCAGUAUGGUGGAUGGCUCAUCCCAAGAUCGGUCGUUGAACAGAAUAAUGAUAAUUUAACUUCUGCAUACCGUUAUAUGACCGAAGAUGGUGCCCAAUUUAUCGGCAUCGCCGUGAACGUAUCCAAAGCUCUCGUUGGCACAGACAUUUACAAUUCAGUUCUGCCGGCUUGGAGAGAUACCCUGAUUGAUAGUGUGAUUACCACGCCGUGGAACUUUACAGCCCCAAAGCCUGCUAUGGUUGCAGAGCAGGUUAAAAUGACCAAUGACUAUAUUCCCCGAUUGAAGGCUUUGGCCCCUGACUCUGGUGCUUAUAUGAAUGAGGCCGAUUUUCGCCAACCUGACUUUCAGCAGGCCUUCUUUGGCGAGAACUACGAUAAAUUAAAGUCGAUCAAGGCUAAAUAUGACCCUGAUUCUUUGUUUUAUGCUGUGACUGCAGUUGGGUCAGAAGAUUGGACGGAGUUGGAGAAUGGAAGGCUUUGUAGAGCAUGA